Molecule: messenger RNA, 1038 nt
Organism: Patiria miniata (bat star)
Lineage: Eukaryota; Metazoa; Echinodermata; Asteroidea; Valvatida; Asterinidae
Product: triosephosphate isomerase-like
Exons: 6
Coding region: 126-875 (249 amino acids)
Biological process (GO): gluconeogenesis; glycolytic process; glyceraldehyde-3-phosphate biosynthetic process
Cellular component (GO): cytosol
Molecular function (GO): triose-phosphate isomerase activity
Source: RefSeq, a predicted model, not a curated record
GUUGGGUAUAAGACCACAUUUUCGCCGGCGUUAAACGAUUACGAGUGGGACGUGACAAAAAAGGACGGCGUUUUGUGCCAAAUUUGCAGAAAUUUUCCAGGCCAAAUCAGCUACGCAGUCCAACCAUGGCAAGCGGAAGGGAUUUCUUCGUCGGCGGGAACUGGAAGAUGAACGGGAGCAAGAGUAGCAUCAAUGAAAUCUUGCAUUUCUUGAAAGAAGCCGAGGUCCCUGAAAAUACGGAUGUGGUUGUUUCACCUCCCGCCGUGUACCUCAGCUACGUCCAAGAACGCCUCCCUGCAAAAAUCUCAACGGCAGCUCAGAACUGCUACAAAGUGGACAAGGGCGCAUUCACCGGUGAGAUCAGUCCAGCCAUGCUGCUUGACCUGGGGUUAAGCUGGGUCAUCCUGGGUCACUCGGAGAGACGGCAUGUUUUUGGAGAGAAGGAUCAGCUUAUUGGAGAAAAGGUACAACACGCUCUGAGUAAAGGGUUAAAGGUCAUCGCGUGCAUCGGCGAAACCCUUGAACAAAGACAGCAAGGGCAGACUCAGGAAAUUGUGUUCCAUCAGACCAAGGCUAUCGCAGAUAACGUGACUGAUUGGGAUCAAGUAGUGAUUGCAUAUGAGCCAGUGUGGGCCAUUGGAACAGGAGUCACUGCAACUCCAGACCAGGCACAAGAGGUGCAUUUACAGCUCCGGGGUUGGCUGGCAGAAAACGUCUCUGCAGCUGUGGCUAAAAAGACGAGGAUCAUCUAUGGAGGCUCUGUCAAUGCUGGUAACUGCCAGGAAUUGGCCACCAAGCCUGACGUGGAUGGCUUUCUGGUGGGCGGGGCCUCGCUGAAACCCGAUUUUGUCAAGAUCAUUAAUGCCAGGAAUUGAAGCUAUAAAACAAAAUGCCCACCGAUUGUUGGAGCUGUGAGAUGCAUGUUGCGAGUGGUAUUUAUGUGGAUAGAAUCCGCAGAGCUUAGGACAAGUUAUAAUUGAUAUAGGUCUAACCUUAGUGUGAUAGAAACCCAUUUGGACGUUUGUGAGUGGCGCCCCC